GGGAGAGGCCAGUACGGGCUUGGUGAAAGCGGCUCAACGCUCUUUUGGCACAUGACGACCAACAAUCCCCUCAUUUACUAACAAUCCUUCUGUAUAAUCACUUGUCCUGCUUUGUUCCAUAAUUUCCUGUUCUUUAAAUCAAUUGUUUUCCCUGUGCCCUCACUCGACGCGCCAUGUUGCGAUCGGGAGCAUCGGCUUUCCGAAGCACAACCACCUCAACUCGAAGGUGGACGCCAACAUGUUCUGAGUGCGCAAGGACAGUGGCGGCAGUAAGGUCACCAUUAAUGCCGCAAUCGAUAGCUGCAUAUCACUCAUCAAGGAGGAGAUCUUCGGCAUGGGCCGCCGCCGUCUCGGUGGCCGGCAAUGUAGUCACCAACGCCAUCAGCAGAGCCACAAAAACAGACCUUGGGAUCGAUCCUUUACGUAUUGUCGCCAAGGAGAUGAAGUUCUUGACCGGCAAUAUACGAAAGCUUCUCGGAUCCGGACACCCAUCACUUGACCGAGUCGCGAAAUACUAUACUCAGGCCGAGGGCAAGCACGUCCGCCCCCUAAUCGUGCUUCUCAUGUCAAGAGCUACAUCUCUCUGUCCGAAAGCACCAAGGCAACAAUACAUCCAGUCCGCCGCUGGCAUCGACACGUCAAUAUCACCCAUUGGAAUUCUCGGCGAUGCGAACCCGUCCUCCUCGAUUCAAGCCCUGGACAACCAAUCCGACCUGUCCUCCCACUCAGACCCCGAUAUCCUACCGUCGCAAAGACGGUUAGCAGAGAUCACGGAGCUGAUACAUACCGCAUCGCUCCUGCAUGACGAUGUCAUUGACCACUCCGAGUCCAGGCGUGGGUCACCUUCUGCGAAUCUCGAGUUUGGCAACAAAAUGGCAGUCCUGGGAGGAGAUUUCCUGCUUGGGAGGGCAUCGGUUGCGCUGGCACGGCUACGUGAUGCCGAGGUCACAGAGCUUCUGGCCACCGUUAUUGCAAACCUCGUCGAGGGCGAGUUUAUGCAGUUGAAGAACACCUCGCGGGACGAGUCGAGGCCGGUCUGGAGCGAGGAUGCGCUGACGUACUACCUGCAAAAGACGUACCUCAAGACGGCGUCGCUGAUUAGCAAGAGCUGCCGCGCAUCAGCUCUGCUGGGUGGCGCAGAUGCGCAAACUGUCGACGCCGCAUACGCGUUUGGUAAAAACCUCGGCCUGGCUUUCCAGCUGGUCGACGACAUGCUGGAUUACACGGUGUCUGCGGUCGAUUUGGGCAAGCCGGCCGGCGCGGAUCUGGAACUUGGUCUGGCAACUGCCCCAUUGCUGUUUGCCUGGAAGAACCACCCGGAGCUCGGUGAGCUUGUUGGACGCAAAUUUUCCAAGGAGGGUGAUGUUGCAAGGGCACGUGAGAUUGUCCUCGCGAGUGACGGCAUUGAGCAAACCCGUGCCCUUGCACAGAGGUAUGCCGAGCAGGCCAUUGAGGCCAUCAGCCAUUUCCCUGAUUCCGAAGCCAAGGACGGCCUGAUUGAAAUGGCCGCCAAGACUUUGAAACGCAAGAAGUAAUGUGUCAGCAUUUACAACAUUGCACAUGGUUCUCUUCUUUUCUUGUUUUUAUAUGAUGUACCAUCAUAAAGCAUAUACUGUUGUGUUAGGAGUCGGUUCGGCGGGCAUAUACGUCACGGGCUGCUGUUGAGUUGAUUGGGGAUACGGUCGGCCCGUUCAAUUUGUACUACUACAUUCUGCAUUGGCAAAAUAGAGGUGGGAAAGACUAUCUAGAAGGAGAAACGCUCUACUUCAAACACCUGCCAUUAUUUCUUUGUAUUAUUUCUCGUCUCCUACUGAUUCCCGGCUUUCCAUCCACAUUAACCAGCAGCGUAUUAUGGUUUCCUGUCAUUGGGUGACUCGCACCACAUCGACAGUAAGGGGGACUAUCAGUGAUUGGGUUCAGUAUCAACACACUCUCUUGGCAUUUUUUUUUUUGUCUAGAGGUCAAAGGACUUGCGAAACUCACCAACUUGGUAACUCGACAACACAUCUUGACUCCAGAGCAGUUUUCAACGUCUCCAUCGCCUGGAGCACGCCCAACCAGCGGCCAUCAGCUCAGCCCACUUAAUUUGCUCAAGAAUGCAUGGAUAACUUACACUUCAAGCCGUUGACAACGUCAGGCGUCAUGUUGUAUCCGUAAAUCUUCGCAAGCCAUCGUACCAGCUCUUGGUCUCCUGAUUGCAAAGCCCGGCAGCACUGUUGCUCACCGCCGUUGACUUCGAGGCAUUCGGGUGACGGUUGUGUUUCUCGCCUGAGUUGCGGUGGAGGAAGGGGUAUAGAUUCGAGGUUGGUGGAGCUGGUUAAGGCAGAGAUUCCGGUCGAUGAGAUCGCCGACACCACGCCCGACUGGGGGCUUGCAGCGGGACCGAUGGCCGCGGUGAGAAACAAGAGCAGGUGAAGGUUAUGCAUAACGUGACUACCUUUACUCCCUUUUAUGGUGAUCAAAGGUCAAAGGUUCGGACUGGUUAAUGGCGGCCUUGGGACGCUGGUACCGGCCUGGCGCACGAUUCCUGGAGAUCGUGAUUUGGUUGCUUUCGAUGUGGGAUCACAAACAGCAGAGACGAAAUCACAACUGGAGGCUGGAAGGCAUAUCAUCUCGGCCAUCCUCCUGGCGACGGCUUUCAUUUAAAUACUGAGGACAUCGCAUUCGUUUGGACGCCGUUGCUAUGGCUAGCGAUGAGAAGUCGAAUCAAGAGAGAGCCUGCGUACUUCAAGUCAUUUUCUAUAACUUGACUGCAAUUCCGCUGUUGUCUUUGCUCUGCGGCUACAUAGAAAAUUCAGUUCAUCUCUCUACUGUUUCCGGUUUCGUCCAAGGCUCGGCGAAAUCUUGCAGAUUUCGCUCCCAAAAUCCCAUCCUUUAGCUGGUGGGCGACCCCGAGGAAUGAGGUUUGUCUAAAACUAUGCGCUGGUCC
Pyricularia oryzae 70-15 is the source of this 2929-nucleotide messenger RNA. Its product is annotated as hexaprenyl pyrophosphate synthase. Gene Ontology annotation, cellular component: transferase complex. Bases 174 to 1535 code for a protein of 453 amino acids. Gene Ontology annotation, molecular function: prenyltransferase activity. The transcript is spliced from 2 exons. NCBI's taxonomy places the organism in Eukaryota, Fungi, Ascomycota, Sordariomycetes, Magnaporthales, Pyriculariaceae. The record is from RefSeq and is a predicted model, not a curated record. Gene Ontology annotation, biological process: isoprenoid biosynthetic process; ubiquinone biosynthetic process.